Molecule: messenger RNA, 1452 nt
Organism: Vespa velutina
Lineage: Eukaryota; Metazoa; Arthropoda; Insecta; Hymenoptera; Vespidae
Exons: 7
Coding region: 24-1295 (423 amino acids)
Source: RefSeq, a predicted model, not a curated record
UUGUUGAUUCGAAUAUAUAUUGAAUGGUUAUGCGCAUUACAGAUACUACUUUGUUGUUUGAGUCAUACUGUUAUGACAGUUUAUCGAAUAUAGAGUAUUUAUAUAUAUGUAUAUAUAUAUGUAGUAUAUUUAAAUUUGCGAAGUUAUUGACAGAAGAAAAGUUUGAAAAGAAAAGAAGAAAUAUUAUCCAAAUGAAAUUUAACGAAAAAGAACUCGCAGAAUUAAGUAGUGGUGCCGCCGAUUUUGAAGGGCGUCUAAAUCAUAAACGGGCACACAAGUCAGAAUUCAGUGCUCGUUGUAAUGCUACGGAGACGGAGGGUUGCUACUCCAGGAUGAGAAAUUCGGAAAUAGGAGCGAUCAUCAUGAAGAAUUCUAGUUGUGCAUCUUGCCCACUUGGUCCACCCCCAGACAUAUUACACAUACCGCCACCACCUUUUCCAGAAUUUCUCCAACAAAGUUCGGACUUUUAUCCAAAUUUAGGCGCUCUGCCUUUCCCGCCAAACCUGAACGACAGUCCUUGCAAGCACCUAUGCGAUCGACAUUUUGAAGGGGUGCAAUAUAUUGAAAUGCCAAAACAAGGCACCGUUUUCGACGACACAUGGUUAUUAGUGCUAAUAUCAUCUUGCAUCGGUGUCAUUCUGAUUGGCAUAAUAUUGGCUACGUUACUCUUAAAAUGUAAAUUAAGCAGAAGUGGUAAAAAUGGGGUAAUAUCUAUACCAAAUGCAACAACCGGGAUGCAAACGAAAAAUGGAAGAAUUCAGAACGAAGCUGUUUUGUAUCCUUGCGCUGCCGAUACAAUGCAAGAUAGCCGUGUAAUGUGGGCAACCCUUACACCACGUGGUACCACUAGACAUUAUUUAGAAGAACACACUUAUGAAACUAUCGGCGGUGGACAAUUUCACAAGCGCGCUUGUUCGACAACACCAACCGAACAUGUAAAACUGAAGACGUAUGCCGAUCCUCCGGUUACAACUCCAGUACAUGUCCGUCCAAAGGACGAUAAAGCUUUUGAUAAUACUGCUUUUGUGGAUUACGAAGAGCCCUUAUCAGUAAAAACGGAGUAUUAUCAAUUGAACGAUGUUUUGGAACCAAGUGAUGCAGGUAUUCUUACGAUACAAAGGGGUACAUUACGCCCUCAUGUAAGUUCUCCGACGAGAAUAGAACAUCCGAAUUUACCGCCACUUAAUCUUCUUCCUCAUAAGCGUAGCUCUAAAAAGGGCACUAUUGGACAACAUGCUUCGGAUACAUUACUAAGAAGCAGUAUUACAUCUUCCACUUAUAUACCUACAAUAUAAUAUAUUAAUUACCACCCUUUCUACCCUUGCCAUCAAAAAUAUAAUAUAAUAAUCUAAACGCACCUUUUAUAUUCGCAGUUAUCGUCAAAUCUAGUUACUAUAAGUACACCAUAUCUAUGUAAGUUAAAUAAAAACGUCCUUAGCAAAUAUAAUAUUA